Messenger RNA from Ornithorhynchus anatinus (platypus), 1441 nucleotides. RefSeq names its product synaptojanin-1-like. NCBI's taxonomy places the organism in Eukaryota, Metazoa, Chordata, Mammalia, Monotremata, Ornithorhynchidae. The coding region runs from base 872 to 1441 and encodes 189 amino acids. The record is from RefSeq and is a predicted model, not a curated record. The transcript has 5 exons.
CUUUCCGCCGAGCCACGCCGCUUCUCGCCCGGUACGGCGAGGUGACCGAGGCACAGAGAAGGCCGGCGCGCUCGGCGGGCUCUGCCCGUAGGAAGCGCUCAGUACGUAGGAUCGAAGGAACGAAUGAAGCGUCCCAGCGCUCGGCGCGGAGGAAGCGCUCAACGAGGCCGUCAUCACCAGCGUCUCUCUCGGUCUUUGCAGGCGCUCGUACGGCGCCCCGCCCGCGGUACGCGCUCACUAAAUCCGACGGGAGGAACGAACCGUCCGGCGCUUACAACGGCGCUCGGCGCACAGUGGGUCCUUAACGAAGGCCGACGUCGCCGUCGUCUCCAUCCCUCUGUCGUUCGUUUUGCGAGCGCUCGGUACAGCGCUCUGCGCGUGGUGAGCGCUCAAUGCAUAGGAGCGACGGGACGAAUGAACGGUCCAACGCUCGGCGCGCAGUAAGCGCUUCACGAAGGCCGACGUCGCCGUCGUCUCUAUCCCUCUAUCGUUCUCUGCGAGCGCUCAGUACAGCGCCCCGCCCGUGGUGAGCGCUCACUAAAUCCGACCGGAGGAACGAACCGUCCGGCGCUUAGAACGGCGCUGGGCGCGCAGGGAGCGCUUAAGGAAGGCCGACGUCGCCGUCGUCUCCAUCCCUCUGUCGUCGUUUGCGAGCGCUCGGCACAGCGCCCCGCCCGCGGUGAGCGCUCAAUCAAUACGACUGAAAGAACGAACCGUCCAGCGCGCAGUUAGUGCUUAACGAAGGCCGUCAUCGUCGUCGUCUCCAUCCCUCUAUCGUCCUUUCCGAGCGCUCGGCACAGCGCCCCCGCGCGUAACGGACACGUCUUGCUUGACGUGGGAAGGGCAGCGGUUCCGAGGGAAGGCCACCAUCAUGGAGAAGAUGAUGAGCCUCCCGUUCCCGAAGGUCCGGCGCAGCCUGACGUCGCAGGACCAUCAGCCGGCUCCGGACAACCGCAUCGCCAGCACGGUCGUGGGCCGGCUCAAGAUCGACGAGGACCCGGCGAUGGGCUUCCGGCAGAUAUUCCUCCUCAAGAACGCCAACGAGAAAUGGAUCUGCACCGACGACAAUCUUCAGGCCGCGCCGUUCGACCUGGCCCGACGACGCCCUCGGCGGCCGGGCCCGUCCGCUUGUGGGGCCGUCCCUCCUCGCCACCCCCCGGCCGGGCCGGGGGCCCACUCCCCGACGACGGCGGGGGGCCGGGUUUCUCGAGAGCGACGGACGGAGAGGAGGCGUGGGACGGCGGGCGUCCGCGGGGCGACCGUCCCGGCCUGCCGCGGCCCGCCCGACGCGGCGGGGUCCGGGUGCUCCGGAUCUUCUCGCCGGGGGAUCCCUCCAGGCCCCCGGUCGACCGGGGGGACGACCACGGGCGGAAGGUCGACGGCCCGCUCCGCCCGACGCUCGGUCCGGUGGGCGCUGGGCGUCGACGACGACGAUGGUUGA